Molecule: messenger RNA, 1945 nt
Organism: Pomacea canaliculata
Lineage: Eukaryota; Metazoa; Mollusca; Gastropoda; Architaenioglossa; Ampullariidae
Exons: 3
Coding region: 102-1289 (395 amino acids)
Source: RefSeq, a predicted model, not a curated record
GGAAUCUGUUCUGAGUACAUCGGAGUAACAUCUGUCUGUGGGGAUAUUUUAGAGUCCAAAAGGAGAAGUGAGAGAGUGGCGCUUGGUAAAUAUCCACUCUGAUGGCGCUCAGGCUGCUAGCAACAAUCUUUCUAACCCUGUGCACCGCAACCCUGCUGACGAUGCUGUAUGUCAGCAAGUCACGUGACCCUGUCAUCCUAGUUCAGCCCGAUCCACUCGAUGUCCAGGAUGAACUACGCGGCACUAAUCAGUGUCUGACAUUGGGUAAACACUCUUGGAAAUAUAAUGUAAAAUACGGGCGGCCAGGGCUGCUGAUAAACCCUUCAAAAGACUCUGACGUGUUGAGAGGGAGCACCACAGACAUCGUCAACAGGAUCUACAACAACAUGUGUCCUGGUUACCAGACCCUGCCUAACGUACAAUUCACUUUCCCAGACAUACUGCUGAUUGUCGACUUUAACCAUCCUGCAUACUACAAUGUCAUUCCCUACCUUGAACUUCUGUACAGGAGAUAUUUUCCUAAUAUUCUCUAUUGUGGUCUGGAACCUGAAACUCUAAAGGAACAGAUUGUGGCUGAGAAACUGGGGUUCCCUAUCUACUAUUUGCAAGCACUGAAAGACAACUGGCAAACAAAGUACGAGUGUAUUCAGCAUGCCAUGAAAAUGUGCGACAGCUUCAGCGGCUACCUACUGAUCGGUGACGACACUCUCAUCAACAUGACGAACUUUCAAAGAACUCCGAAAUAUAAAGCGAUGGUGGGUGAUGAGUUUGUCAAAUCCGGACAAUUCGUGACCACUACUUACUUCCAGUACUCGUGGCAAUGGUGGGGUGUGGAAGGCGGGAGAAGUGCCAUGUUGGGUGUGCUUAACGAGCUCGCCUUUAAAGCGAACCGUGACAAUGACCAUCUUGCACAAGAAUUCCUUAGAAAUUAUUAUUCCUUUGUCAAAUACAGAAACAUCUUUUACUUUAUGCCGAUCGACUUCCUGUACGUCCCCAAACGGCUGUCGUCCAUUUUCCUCUACAUGACGUCAUUGUUUCGGAAAUACAAGGCCAACGUGGAAGUGGCGAUUCCGUUUUUUGUGUGUGGCCUGCAAAACCAAGUGGACGUGCACUUUGUUAGAAUGCUCAGUCUAUGGGGCAACGACAGAGGGACAUCUGUGAUGAGCCGCGCUUACACCAUACAGCAGAAAAAAAGGAGUUUAAACCUGUGCAGAAAAUUGGGGGACUUGACGGGCCAGAUGGAAGCAAUCAAGAAUGAUCUCGAUGGCUGCCAAUCUGCGUACUUCUAAUCUUUCUGCCUCCGUUUCAAUAAUUAUUUCCCUUCACAGUCUAACACCUACGGGCUUUAAAGACCUGCCCUCGACUGGUCCGAAUUUAAGUCGAUUGUGGUAAUAUAGCAGAAAUAUAUUCUGUAAUUUUCAACGACUUUAACACAACAGUUUAUCUAUUAUCUAAUUUCAAAGUUGGUAAUUUGCACCCAUAGUUAGCAAGUCCUGCAAAAUCUCGCCCCUACCCGCGAAUAACGUGUGACGUCACUGGACACCACCGGCUGUGACGUCACACGUUAUUCGCGGGUAGGGGCGAGAUUUUGCAGGACUUGCUAACUAUGGGUGCAAAUUGUCACUGUAGGCGUGUAAUGACCUAAAGGUGAAGGGUUACAUCAGGCUUGUCAGAUGAUCUUUAUUUAUUUUGCUCUAGUAGCGAAGACGAGUUUAACAGGUUGUAUUCCGACAUUGAAAGUAUUAAAACUCACGUGUUUGAGUCUGAGUUUCACAAUACUCAGGUUAGAAUCACCAAAGACACAAUCUUUAGGUAAGAAACGACAAAGAACGACUUCACAAAUACCAUGUGGUAAGCAAUUAUGUUGUGCAUAUGUUCUGUCGUGUAGCGAAUCCAUGUAUCAACCGAAUGAUAAAUUAGAAUAAAAAUUUAAAGUACGAACUUA